AUGAACGACCCCGAGCCGCCGUCUCCGUCUUCGCCGUCCUCGACGCUGGCGCCAAAGGGGCAACCACACCGCCCCUACUCGCCCGCGUACCCCGACUCAACUCCCGGUGGGUCCGGCACGCGCACGCCGCCUGAUGCCAUGGCAGGAGGUCCGCCGACACUGCUGUACGAUGAGGAAUCACAAGCCCCGCCCGAGUUCGUGGACCGGUGGACGAAACGCCUAGCCAGCUUUCCAGGCUACUCUAGGUCGAGUUCGCUGUUAAGCGUCGCCCUGGGGCCGACAGAGCGCAAAGACGCGCCGCACCCCAAGUCGCACCUGCAGGCGAUGUGGGCGUGGAUCCUGCGCAAAGCCGGCGUGGCAUGGCACCGCUCAAUGGAGCACCCGCUCGACCACCUGCUGUACCGCUUCUCAAGGCGGUGGAAGCUGCAGUGGUUCUGGCUCCCCUUCCUCCUCGUGUGGAUACUGGGCAACGCCCUCUUCCUGCGUGCGCAGUACUACUUGCCCGGCCCCGAAGUGAUUAGCUGCACGGCGUCGCUCUUCGACAGCUGGCCGCCAGACGUGUGCGGCCUCAACGGGCAGGAGUGUGCCGAGUACCUCGAGCAAGCGACGUAUCGCUGCCCUGGGGGAUGUCACGAGACGCCGCUCGGCAACCCGCGCUGGAUCGGGAACACGAGCGUGAACGGCGUCCCGCUCGUCAUUGGCGGCCAUGGGGUGUAUAGGGCCGAUUCGUGGAUCUGCGCGUCGGGCGUGCAUGCCGGCCUCGUGUCGCCGCGCUAUGGCGGGUGCGUCUCCGUCACGCCCCUGCCGUAUCCUGAGGGAACGUCGGAUUUCCCAGGCUACGAGAGCAGCGGGCUCACAUCGACUGCCUUCUCUCCACAGUACCCCGGCGCAUACAGGCUCAGUGCGACAGGAUCCCGCAACAACUGCAUGGACUACCACUGGCCCAUCACUGCCUUCAACGCGGUGAUGCUCUUCAUUUACACGCUGCUCUUCACGCCGCCGCCCGUCGUGCUUUUCUCGACGCUGCUCGUCCUGGGUUUCUUCCAAACCACGCUCAUUUCCGACCCACCCGCCCAGCCGCCCGACUGGAGCCUUGUCCUCCAGCGUCUCCUGCCCGUGCUCAUCACCGGAUACUGGAUCUGGCGCGUGAGCUUUGCGCGCAGCCUGAAUGGGUUCUAUGCCGCCAAGCUCUUCCUCGAAAUGGCCUUUUGGCAAGGGUUAGGGUUCUGGAUUGGAAUCGAGAGUUCCACGCUCUUCGCCAAGAUCCCCAUCAGCAGGCUGGGGUAUGGCGCUCUGUCUGCCGACGCCGUCAUCGCGCUCAUCAUCAUUGUCGUGCUUGUCGUCAUUGUCGUCGGCAUACAGGUGCUCCAGUACCGCCGUCUCGGACACGUCCGGUACUAUCUCGCGUGGUAUUUGCCGCUCGUACCUAUUCUCAUCCUCCUCGCCACGAUUGGAAGAGGAUACCAUCUCAGAUUGCACCAUUACAUGCUGAGUCUGCUCGGGCUGCCCGUACUCAGCCUUCCCAACCGCGUCUCUAUCGCGGGUCAGGGCUUCCUCCUCGCCUUCUUCCUCGAUGGCGUCGGUAGGUGGGGAUGGGCGAGUAUUCUCGAGCACGAGUCGGAUCUCCGCGGCGACGCGGCGGCGGGUACCUGGGUUCCAACCUUUGUCAACCACACCGUCGUGCAGGAGAGCAACUAUGAGUUUAUCGACUGGACGCAGCCUAACACGACUGCCAUCAAGGGCAAUAUCGCCUACAGCGUCGUGUUUGACGAUAUUCUCAUUGCGAGCAAUUACUCUGCCCUCAACUUUAGUAUUGCUCAGGGUACGGAUCAGCUCGACGGCGACCACUUCUUACGCAUUGCGUACGAGGUGAAUGGAACCACGCUCGACUUUACGGAUCCCUCGGUGUGGAAUGGCACGACAAAACGGUGGACACCGAGUCCCACUGAUAUGGAGGACGAUGAGGAGGAGGACAAGUAG
Molecule: messenger RNA, 1980 nt
Organism: Trichosporon asahii var. asahii CBS 2479
Lineage: Eukaryota; Fungi; Basidiomycota; Tremellomycetes; Trichosporonales; Trichosporonaceae
Product: vacuole protein
Exons: 1
Coding region: 1-1980 (659 amino acids)
Source: RefSeq, a predicted model, not a curated record